AUGAAUCCGGAACAACCAACAGGUGCAGGAAGACACAAGGAUGAUAAAGAGGGGCUCUUCAGGCCACAUCCCUCUUCUUCUUGGCCCCAUGUUUGGAAAUUGGAUUGGACUAAUCCGAGUUUCAUAACCCAAGUGUCUAGCCAUGACGGCUCCGGACGCAAAACAUUGGUUGCUACCGAUUCAAACUCAGGAAUAAGCCAGCUGGCCCCAGAUCUCCUUCAUAGUCAAGACGACGGAAGUGUUUCAGUCUCGAGUGAGCGAGUGAGUGACAUGGAGGAAUGGACUGCGAGAGAGCCAAAAGGGAAGAAAGCUCGCCAUAAUCUCAUUCGCCUAGACACAUCAAGCCUUAAAAGCUUUUAUUACUCAUCAAAGAAUCAGAUCUUGAUAGCGGUAAUUAAAGAUGCCCAGUCAAGUUUUGAGAAGAGAGUUAAUUCAGAGGACUACCAUGUCAAUACUUUUCGUAAUGAGGACAUUCACCCAAAAUUGCGAUUCGCUAUGGUCAAUGGCUCCAAGGGUAGAAUCUUCAGAGUCCUCGGCAAAUCACGGGAUGUCGUACAGUCGGCUUACACGUUGAUGGCACAUUACAAGAGAUUGAUCGCGUACAUAUACGAGUUGCAUCAAACACUCUUGAGUCGUUUGAACCUGUCCCCACCUGCCCAGAGAUUGCAACAUGCCAGGUUAUUCAAAUGGCUGGAAACAGAGAUCUUUAAACCCGCUGAUCACAGGCUUCCAGUCAUUGGGAUCGUUCCAAAAAAAUUGUCGAGCUGGGCAGAUAUUCCUGAGGAGAGACUUGGAGAGACUUGGAUAAAACUGAUAACUUAUUUUUGUGAAAAAAAUUCCGAACAAGGACAACAAGAGCUGACGACGAAAACCGCUGGAUACAUAGUGGAAACUUACCAAGACCAGCACGAAGACGAAUAUAUAGCCGCAAGUCGUCCUUCAACGGUCAACAAGAGUAGUUUGGACAGACUUCUUCAGGAUGAACGAUUCCAGAAGGCACGUUCAGUUCUGACAAGCCUCAUGGUGGACAACUCCGAAAUAGAGUUUGUAAUUGGGCAACCAUUGCGUCAAUCGGCUCGGAGCGACCAGCUCAUAAGUUCAUACUGUUCACAACUUCAAGGCAUUUGGGGCAAAGAAAGCUUGAACAGAAAUGGAUCAAGAAGCGUGCAUCCCACAGUAAGAUUGGCCGCAUACUUUUUGGAAAAUAUGCCAGACUAUGCACAUCUUCGGAUAGUGACUGCUCAGUCGGUACUACUCCCAAUGGAAAUGAAUGUCAGCAUGUUCAAAUCAUUCCUCAAAUUGGUCCAUCACCUUCACUUCAAGUUUCUCAAAUCAAUUGGAAAUCUGGAACCAGAAAAAAACAUCAUGCUCAAAGACAUUUAUGAAUGGAUCAUUGGUAUGGUCCUGAAGCCACUCAAGCCAAGCAGCAGUCUCCCUAUCAUUGGGCCAAUUGUAGUCAACGGUAAAAUUGCACCUUGGGAAGAAUUCUCAAAUGAAGGCUUGGAAUUGUUUGAACCAGUUCAGAUAAAAUUGAUUGAAUACUUUAGUCUUGCCAACAUGCCUGAUGAAGAUAUCAAAAACACAGCAGCAUUUGUUUUAGCAAAAUUCUAUCAAGAGCAUGGUCAACUAUGA
Molecule: messenger RNA, 1632 nt
Organism: Puccinia graminis f. sp. tritici CRL 75-36-700-3
Lineage: Eukaryota; Fungi; Basidiomycota; Pucciniomycetes; Pucciniales; Pucciniaceae
Exons: 4
Coding region: 1-1632 (543 amino acids)
Source: RefSeq, a predicted model, not a curated record